AUGGACGGUUCCAUGGAACUCUUCUCUUCUCCUUCGUUACACAUCUCUAACUGUGUUACAAUCAAACUCACAGAAGAAAACUAUAUCAUAUGGAAAUCUCAGUUCGAGUUUUUUCUCCGCAGUCAAGCCCUACUUGGGUUUGCAAACGGCGCCACCAAGCCACCACAAGAAACGAUUCGUGUCCGAAACAAAAAUGAUAACAAGACGGAAGAGGUUUCAAAUCCAGACUUUGAAAACUGGUCUCGAGUAGAUCAAGUGGUUAAAGCCUGGUUACAUGGUUCGAUGAGUGAAAAUGUAAUGAGGCUGGUAGUCAGAUCUAUAACUUCUCAUGAGGUAUGGAUCACUCUAAUCUCUCACUUUAACCGCACAUCGUCUUCUAGGUUGUUCGAGUUGCAAAGACGUCUUCAAAAUAGUGAGAAGUUAGAUAAAAGCAUGUCUAAGUAUCUUAGAGAAAUUAAAGAUAUUUGUGACCAGCUUGCUUCUAUCGAUGACCCUGUUAGUGAAAAGAUGAAGAUUUUUGCAGCUUUAAGAGGUUUAGGUAGAGAGUAUGAGCCAAUCAUAACUGUUGUUGAGGACUCCAUGGAUAGAGUUCCUGAACCUACUUAUGAAACUGUUGUCUCUCGCUUAACUGGAUACGAGGACCGUAUUCAACAAUACUCUGUUUCAACCGAAGUGUCUCCUCACUUAGCCUUCAACACGAUGAGAAAUGCUGGCUCUCAAUACAGAGGAAGAGGUAACAGAGGCAGAUGUCGAGGAAACUACUCUACUAGAGGUCGUGGAUUUCACCAACAGUUCACUACGGCUCAACCAUCUAGCUCUUCCGUUACAUCAGCUGAGAAACCAAACUGUCAAAUAUGUGGAAAACGAGGACACAAUGCAUUUGAAUGCUGGUAUCGGUUUGAUGAAGAGUAUCAGCAACCUGCUCAACCUGCUAUCAAUGCUGUUGCGUUCUCUGCACUCCACAUCACUGAUGUCACCGAGGACAAUAGCUGGUAUCCAGACUCUGCCGCAACAGCGCACAUCACUAGCUCGACUCAACGCCUGUAA
Molecule: messenger RNA, 1047 nt
Organism: Camelina sativa (false flax)
Lineage: Eukaryota; Viridiplantae; Streptophyta; Magnoliopsida; Brassicales; Brassicaceae
Source: RefSeq, a predicted model, not a curated record